AUGCGUGAACCUCCACUAGACCUCGAGCACACGCCUCUGGGAUCCAUACCUCUGCUCCCAUCCUUCAAGAUCUACGCCGAGACAUACAAGCAGGUCAACGGGCAGCCCAUCGAUGCCUACAUCUACAUCCCCAAGGACCUGCCGCUUGGCAAGCGCCCGCUCCUCGUCCGAUUCCACGGCGGCGCAUUCAGCGAGGGCACCUGCGAUUCGUGGAUCCAUCCUUGGAUCUUCGAACUGGCCCUCAAGCACGGCGCGAUAAUGGUGUCACCAGACUACCGCUUCCGCCCGGAAUCCACCCUGGCCGACGAGCUGGACGACAUGGGCGACUUCUGGACCUGGGUCGCGACGACCCUGCCAUCCGUCCUCUCAUGCCCAUCCAUAUCCCCCACAACACCCCCAACCCCAUCCCCAUCCCCAGAACUAGACCUCACCAACACAGCCAUAGUAGGCGAAAGCGCCGGCGGCUACCUAACCGCGCAAACCGCGCUCCUAAACCAGACCGCACCCCCCAUCCACCUCCGCGCCCUGCUGAUGCAAUACCCGCUCCUAUCCCUAGCGCGGCACCUCUCUGAGCUCGAGGCCCUGCCCGAAACCGAGAAAGUACUAAUUUCAGUCCUAGAGGCGCACCUCUCAACCCUAAAAGCCACCCCAGGGAAAAUCGUCACGCGCGUCGACAACGGCGCGCGCAUGGAGCUGUUCGGCUCCAUGGUGCACCACGGGCAAUUCGUCUCGGGCGGCUCUACCCUCGCCGUCGGAGAUGCGAAUGCUUACCUGGACCCGAUGUUGAGUCUGGAGACUGUGCGGGGGGCGGUCCCGCCGACGCUGCUGUUCCAUGGGCGGGAGGAUACGAGUGUGACGGUGGACAAGUCCGAGGAGUGGGCGGAGAAGUUCAGGCGGCUGCAGCCGGAUACGCCGUUUAUGUUCGUGGUUAGGGACGGGGAGGAGCAUAUCUUCGAUCGUGAUGAUACGCUGGCGACGCCGUGGCUGAAAGAGCCGAUUGAGUUUGUGGAGAGGUUUUGGCCUGCUAAGUAG
Messenger RNA from Anthostomella pinea, 1032 nucleotides. The record is from the annotation of a GenBank genome assembly. NCBI's taxonomy places the organism in Eukaryota, Fungi, Ascomycota, Sordariomycetes, Xylariales, Xylariaceae.